AUCGAGUGGGGGAGGUGGGCCUCUCCGUGUCGUCAAGGCAACGGCGUGUAUACAAAUAGUGCUACUCGCGGUUCGCAAACUCUUUGUUUAAACGUUCCCACUUUUUAAACGAGGGAAUAUUUUUUUUGUUUUUUUUAGGCGAGAUGAGCGAGUCGGUGCUCGCCGAGCUGCAAUGGGACGAGGGGAUGGCGAUCCCAGUCGCAAACGAGGAAAACAAAGCCUUGGAGAUGCAGCUGCAGAAGCGACUGCAGGAGAAUGUGUCGAUGGAAGGGGAAAUGAUGGAGCAGGAGGAACGACUUCACGCCAUGGUGGAGCAUCUCAAGAACGUGAAACAGGAGUUCACCAACACGCAGGUGCUGUGCCGCGCGCGGGAGAAGGAGCUGGAGACGGAGUCGCACUUCGCGACACUCGCCGAGCGCGAGGGCGGGCGCCUCAAGCAGGAGCUGCGCCGACUCGACGCGGAGAUGCACGACGCGAGGGAGAGGCAGAACAACCACCAGAACGAGCUGUUCCGGGCGACGCGCCGGCUGGAGGAUAAGCGAGCCGAGCUGCGCUGGGACAAGCUGGCGCUCGACACGUGGCUGGAGGAGGCAGCGCGCAGGGACGAGGACAUCGAGGCGCUGCAGAGAUACGCACGGCUCGACGAGGGCAAGAUCCGGGAGCUGAUGUUGAGACUCGACCGGCUCACGGAUGAGGAGUCUCAAAAGAGACGAUACCUCGAGAAUGAAGUCACGGAGACUGUGAUGACGCAGGUGGAGCUGGACAAGGCCGCAGAAGAGUUCCGCCGGGCGCAUCGGGAGCGGCAGCAGCUGCUGCAGCAGUGGGAGGAGACGAUUCAGCAGAUGCAGCGGAGGGACCGGGACGUCGAGCGCUGUGCGCUGGAGCUGGCCGAAGCGCGGCAGGAGCAGCGCGGGCGCAAGGAGCUGCUGCGGCAGAAGCGCGAGUUCCUGGAGCGCGAGGUGGAGAACAACGCGGAGCACGCGAGGCGCACGGCAGGCAGCGAGCGCCUCGCCCAAAAGCUGCGCCGCGCCCUGCUGCAGAUGGACGGCGCGCGGCAGCAGCUGCACGACCAGCUGGAGACCCUGAAGGGCACGGUGGAGCGCACGGCCACUGAGCUGGAGAACGCCCGUGCACAGGUGUCGAACCUAGGCAAGGAGGUGCAGGACAAGACUAACCGGCUGCGUGCGCUGGAGGGCGAGCGGGAGUCGCUGCGUGAGAGACUCAAGUCGAGCCAGGAGACGGCGCUGAGCGCGGAGGAGCGGGCGCUGCGCAUGGACGAGAUGUUCGCUCAGGAGCAGCAGCGCAUCAAGGAGCUGGAGCAGACUCUGGCGCAGGUGAAGAACCAGAAGUUUGCACGGGAGCAGCAGCUGCAGGAGGGCAGGGUGCGCGAGCGGCAGGCCGAGGUGGCGAUGGCCGGGGUGAGGGCCUCGAUCGCCGGCCUCAGAAGCAGACUCCAGCGCCUCGACGCGGACGCCAUCAAGCAGAGCAACAUCAUCUACAGCCAGGACUUCCAGCUGGCGCAGCUGGAGCGCCGCCUUGCCCAGCUGCAGGGGGACAUCUCCAACGAGGAGAAGGAGCAGCUGGAGGCUCAGGUCGCGAAGCUCAAGGCCCAGCUGAGCGAGAGGAACGACACGCACGCCCUGCUGACCGCACAGCUCCGCAGGGUGCAGGAUGACAUAAGGCACACUCGGAGAGACCUGGAACACUCGUCUGCUGAAAAGGCGGAACUCACGAGCAAGAUAGAGCAGCUGGACCUGGAAAACAAUUCAGCCGAGAAGGAAAUGAAGAAAAUCACGAACGCCAAGCAGGAGCUGCUGGUGGAGGAGAGCCUGCUGAAGCUGGAGUGCCGGCGCGUGCGAGGGCUGGUGGCCGCCAGCGCCGACGGCGUCCUCUCGCUGGAGAAGCGGCAGCAGGCGCUGCAGACAGCGCUCAAGGAGCGCUCCCUGGAGAACGACGCUCGCAAGCACGAGCUGCUGACCCUGGAGCGCGGCCUGCAGCAGGAGAGGCAGGCGCUCAGCGCUGAGCUCCACGAGAGGCUCUCGAAGGUGGACAGGAUGCGCAAGAGAUACGAGAUCUUGACGGUCGCCAUGGCCCCUCCGGAGGGUGAGGAGGAUAAAUCGCAGGCUUACUACGUGAUCAAGGCCGCCCAGGAGAAGGAGGAGAUGCAGAAGGAGGGAGACGAGCUCGAUGCCAGAAUCCGCCGCGCCGAGAAGGAGAUCCGUGCGAUGGAGAACACGGUGCAGGUGGUGAACGGGCGCAACGCGGCGCUGCGCAGAUCGCACAGCAAGGUCCCGCAGGGCGGCGCCGAGCACGAGGAGAGGCUGCGUCUCGAGGAGCAGAAACGAUCGCUGGAGGAGAAGCUCAAGUUCAAGAGGCGCCAAGUCCGUGAGCUCCAGCAGGACCUGCAGGUGAUGAAUGAGAGCAUGGAUGAGCUGCUGAGUGAAGGGGACGUGCAGGAGGGGGACCUGAAGGGGCACAGCGACAGCGUGCAGCAGCUGAAGAAGGAGAUCAGAGAGCAGCAGGAGAAGAUCGAGCGGGGAAAAAAACAGUGCUCCAGGCUGUCCCGCGAGUUGCGCGCGGCCGCCAAGAGCCGCGAGGCGACGCCGGCCGAGAGGGACGUGGCCCUGCGCGAGCUCCGCGACUUUGGACGCGCCGUGACGCGCCUGCUGUCCGACAUCCUGGGCCAGAGCCCGGAGGUGGCGGGAGACGUGCACGUGUUCUUCCAGCAGGCUGGGAUCACUCUGCCAUCACCAUCGUCUUCCACGUCAUCGUCGUCUUCCAGCAGCAGACAGAGCUCACGCCUUUCUUCUGCAAGAUCCUCUGCAUCAUCAGUCCGCAGCGGCGUUGGGUCCCAGCGAGCUUCGCCGGGGGCUGCGGUGACGACCGUGCAGCUGGGACUGGAGCUGCCGCCACCGUCGCCUUCAUCUCCGCACGGGGGCACCCCCGCGGGCAGGAGCCCCGGCCCCACGGGUUCCGCGGCUCCCAGCGGCCGCGGCUCGGUGGCCGAGAGCACCAAGGGAAGUGCAAAAUCGUCUCGGCCGAGCAGUCGUGAAAGUCAGCGCAGCAAUCGGCGAUAGCGUCAUCUGUUCCAACGCAGCCGUUCCCGACGCGUGGCCAACUCGGCACCCAAGCACAAACUUCCAAUUUCGAUUUAAAGCUUUCGUGACUGCAAGGAUUCAUCUUCUUUGGUUCUUUCGGUAAAGUCACCAUGUAGAAUGAGAAUACAAUAAUAAAUUGAUAAAAUAAAAUAACACAAUAAUAUUCUCACGACGUUUCGGCCACAACACAAGCGGCCAUUCUACGUGACUUUACCGAAAGAACCGAAGAAGACAAACUUCCAACAUAGACAAAGACAGGGUAAAGGUCCCCCCGUAUAGCUUUAACAAGCGCUGCUCGCGAGUAGCACCUAUGAAGGCCGGCACGGCACAUGAUGGGCGGUGGGUGGGUGGCCAGCAACACGCCCGGCCACAUUUGUCUCCCCGUCGGCGAUGAUUGCGACAAACAGAUACUCAUUGGACCGGUUUAUGUUCUUAGCUCUUUCGGUCGUUUGUGUUAUGGUCGAAACGUCGUGAGAAUUUUGAUUGUUUUAUAUAUGUUUUAUUAUUUUAUUGUUUCCCUUCAACGUGACUUUACCGAAAGAGCUAAGAA
Molecule: messenger RNA, 3648 nt
Organism: Petromyzon marinus (sea lamprey)
Lineage: Eukaryota; Metazoa; Chordata; Hyperoartia; Petromyzontiformes; Petromyzontidae
Gene: CCDC39
Product: coiled-coil domain 39 molecular ruler complex subunit
Biological process (GO): cilium-dependent cell motility; epithelial cilium movement involved in determination of left/right asymmetry; inner dynein arm assembly
Cellular component (GO): axoneme
Source: RefSeq, a predicted model, not a curated record